AUGAAGCCACAGCCAAUCCUCCAGAGGCUCCUCUUUGCUAUAGCGCUUCUAGCAUCGCAAGGGUACUCCCAGCGAGGUGGUGGUGGAAACCGGGGCGGCAACGGAGGCGGAGGUGGAGGUGGAGGUGGAGGUGGAGGUGGAGGUGGAGGUGGAGGUGGAGGUGGAGGCGGGGAUGGGGGCCAAAAUCAAGGCAACGCAGAUGAACUGCUAUUACUAGAAGCAAACGUUCAAACAGCUAGUCAGUCCGAUGGACUUGACGGUGCCGACGGUGGCGUUACACCAUCAGAGACAGAUAAUGCGAGUUUCAUCAACUUCUGCACGGGAAAGACUAUAAGUAAUGGUCUUCAGGUCCAGGGUGGAAGCUGUAAUCCUAUUCCGAUGGGGGAUAUUCCCGCAGCGGAUAAGAUGGUCUCUGUGAUAAUCCUCAGCCCCGAAGAAGGGUCUUCUAUUCCUGCCGGCCAGGAAUUCGACAUCGUCGUCAAGGUCCAGAACCUCGAAGCCGGCUCUUUCGUCAACCCAACAACAAACUACUAUACCUCUCCCCAACAGCUUAAUGGAGCAGGCAUCACCAUUGGUCACACUCACGUAACAAUACAAUCACUUGGCGACUCAUUUACGCCCACAACUCCACCUCCUGCCGAUGUCUUUGAGUUCUUCAAGGGCAUCAAUGACGCCGGUGACGGGAAUGGUCUUUUGACGGCCAAGAGCGGUGUUGAAGGGCUGCCCGCAGGGUUUUAUAGGCUUUGUACUAUCACUUCGUCGAGUAAUCAUCAGGCAGUUAUCAGCCCGGUGUUUGAAAGAGGUGCGCAGGAUGAUUGUACAAAGUUUCAAGUUGUUGAAGGUGGUCAGGCAGGUGGCGGCGGUGAUAAUGCUGGUGGUGGUGGUGGUGAUGGUGGUAACGGCAAUGCUGGCAAUGGUGGUGGUAACGGUGGCGGUGGUAACGGUAAUGCUGAUAACGGUAACGCUGGUAACGGUAAUGCUGGUGAUGGUAAUGCUGGUGGUGAUGGAGGAGGCGAUGCUGGUGCUGGUGCCGGUGCUGGUGGUGAUGCUGGCGCCGGUGCUGGUGGUGAUGCAGGUGCCGGUGCUGGAGGUGAUGCAGGUUCCGGUGCUGGAGGUGGCGCUGGAGGUGGCGCUGGAGGUGGUGGAGGCAGAGGUCGCCGUAAAAAUGGUGAUGGUGGCAAUGGUGGAGCCGGAGACGGCGGUAACGGCAACGGUGGAGGGGGCGGCAACGGCGGUGGCGGGAAUAACAACGGCGGCGCCGGCAAUUUUGGAGAUGUCCCCUUCUUUGGUGAGAACGCUGCAAGCGAUGUAUUGGCUGGUGUUCCAGUCAAAAAGGCGAAGCUUAGGUUUGUUCGUGGAUAG
Molecule: messenger RNA, 1362 nt
Organism: Morchella sextelata
Lineage: Eukaryota; Fungi; Ascomycota; Pezizomycetes; Pezizales; Morchellaceae
Exons: 6
Coding region: 1-1362 (453 amino acids)
Source: RefSeq, a predicted model, not a curated record